This is a messenger RNA of Telopea speciosissima, 1469 nucleotides long. RefSeq names its product transcription factor HHO5-like. The coding region runs from base 76 to 1296 and encodes 406 amino acids. NCBI's taxonomy places the organism in Eukaryota, Viridiplantae, Streptophyta, Magnoliopsida, Proteales, Proteaceae. Gene Ontology annotation, molecular function: DNA binding; DNA-binding transcription factor activity. The transcript is spliced from 5 exons. The record is from RefSeq and is a predicted model, not a curated record. Gene Ontology annotation, biological process: regulation of DNA-templated transcription.
AAAGGGAGACACACACACACACAGAGAGAGAGAGUGGUACACAGAAGGAGAGACACUGAGAUCUGAGACACCGAAAUGGGUUCGAAUCCGCCGGAGCUGAGCUUAGAUCUCAAUCCGGCGUACGUACCCAAAACUAUUACAAGUUUUCUUCGAGAGAUCUCGACGAUCGGUGACGUAUCUGAGAGGCUAUCGAAACUGGACGAGUAUGUAAAGAGGUUAGAAGAUGAAAUGAGGAAGAUCGAUGUCUUCAAACGCGAGCUUCCUCUAUGUAUGCUUCUGUUAAACGAUGGCAUUAAAGCAUUGAAGGAAGAAACAAUGCACUGUAGAGCAUCCGAUGUUAGACCUGUAAUGGAAGAAUUCAUUCCAUUAAAGAGAAAUUCGGACAACGAUGGAGGGGUGAAGAAGGAAAAGGAUUGCAGAGACAAGAAAAACUGGAUGAGCUCUGUUCAGCUUUGGAGUACCAAUGGUUGUUCAAGUGGUGAUCUUAACAACGACCGGAAACAAAAAUCGGUUGCAGAUGUGAAAGAGGGAGCCAAAGAAGACAAGUGUGUCGCUCCUGAAAAUCCGUUUCAGUCAUGUAAAUACAAGAGUGUAGGAGGAGGGGCGUUCAUGCCUUUCAAGGGUUAUAUCGGUUUUCCGGCACAGCGCAUGAAGGAAGAGGAGGAGGAGAUCUUAUCUGUACCUGGGCUUUCUCUUUUGACUCCUGGAAUUAAGACUCCCGCAACUGAAGUAAGCUCGGGUCUAAAUUCGAAGAGAACUGUUGCUUCGUCAUCAUCUAUUAGUGCUCAAUCAAAUUUACAGCCGCCAUCGACGGCGACGUCUUCGCAACAACAGACUUCGAGGAAGCAAAGGAGAUGUUGGUCACCGGAGUUACACAGGCGCUUCGUUAAUGCCCUGCAACAGCUUGGGGGCUCACAAGUUGCCACACCCAAGCAAAUAAGAGAUCUGAUGAAGGUAGAUGGUCUCACCAAUGAUGAAGUGAAGAGCCAUUUGCAGAAAUAUAGACUUCACACCCGAAGAGCUCCAGCCACUGCAACCCCAGUGAAUCAACCAGUAGUUGUGUUGGGAGGAUUAUGGAUGCCCCAAGAUCAGUAUGGGGGGGCCUCCUCAAAGCCCAGCACAUCACAGUCUGGAUCUCCACAGGGCCCUCUUCAGUUGGCAGGUACUACUGGAGGUAUCUCCACCACAGGUGGUGAAAGCAUGGAAGAUGAAGAAGAUGAAGAAGAUGAAGCAGAUGGGAAAUCUGAGAGUUACAGUUGGAAAGGAAAUCACCACAAGUCGGGUGAAGAUGUAUAGACAGAUCCAUCCUGCAUAAAUUUUGCAGAUAAACAACUGUGUAUGGAGAGUUUAGAUAUUCAGACAACUAAAUUAAAACGUACAGACUGAAGGACCCUCAUGAGAGACAGAGAAUGAGAAAGAAAAAAAAAGCAGACAGAAAAUCUGUGAAAAUUUUGCAGGUUUUACAGAUA